Messenger RNA from Anguilla rostrata (American eel), 2376 nucleotides. It is a transcript of the gene neff2, whose product is annotated as neuronal intermediate filament family member 2. The record is from RefSeq and is a predicted model, not a curated record. Lineage: Eukaryota; Metazoa; Chordata; Actinopteri; Anguilliformes; Anguillidae. The transcript is spliced from 3 exons. The coding region runs from base 130 to 1317 and encodes 395 amino acids. Gene Ontology annotation, molecular function: structural constituent of postsynaptic intermediate filament cytoskeleton. Gene Ontology annotation, cellular component: postsynaptic intermediate filament cytoskeleton; cytoplasm; intermediate filament. Gene Ontology annotation, biological process: neurofilament bundle assembly.
CAUUUCUGAACUGGUGCAGUGCUACGGCUUGCUCAGUGAGAGUGUGCAGAACAAGGGGGAUUUAAAUAUACCUGAAACAAAAACAUCCACAUAAAAAAAAUUACAAAAAAAGAAAAAAAAACAUCCAUCAUGAGCUACGAUCCCUACUAUUCCCGCCGCCCCUGGGACGACUACAGGGGGGCCAGAUCCACCAAAUCCUCCAUCUCCUCCACCCUGUACUCCGUCCACCGCUCCGUUCCCUCCGCCAAGCGCUCCCUGCGGCUGGCGUCGUCCUCCAUGCCCGACCUGGCGGAGAGGAUGGACCUGGCCCAGGUGAGCACCCUCAACGCGGAGCUGCUGGGCCUGAGGGCCAAGGAGAAGGAGCAGCUGGUGGGCCUCAACGACCGCUUCGCCACCUACAUUGAGAAGGUGCACCACCUGGAGCAGCAGAACAAGGUGCUGCAGGCGGAGCUGGAGGCCCUCCGGCAGAGGCAGCGCGACCCCUCCCGCCUGCACCUCCUCUACGAGCAGGAGGCCCGGAGCCUGAGGGCCCUGCUGGACGCCGAGACCAACGAGAAGAUGCGCCUGGAGGCCGAGCGCGACCACCUGCGGGACGUCCGCGGCCAGCUGAGGGAGCGCUGCCAGGACGAGGCCCGGCGGCGGGCCGACGCCGAGGACGCCCUGCGGAAGGCGCGGGAGGAGGCCGACCGGGCGGAGCUGGCCAACUGCGACGCCGAGGCCAGCGUGGCCUCCCUGGCCGAGGAGAUCGCCUUCCUCAAGAAGGUCUUCGGCGAGGAGCACGCCGAGCUGACCGCCCAGGUCCGGGCGGCCGGCGUCAGCGUGGACGUGGAGGUGGCGGCGCCCGACCUCUCGGCCGCCCUGCGCGACAUCCGCUCCCAGUACGAGACGCUGGCCAACAAGAACAUGCAGGCCGCCGAGGACUGGUACCGCACCAAGUUCGCCGGCGUGGCCGAGGCCGCCAGCAGGAACGACGAGGCCGUGCGCGUCAUGCGCGAGGAGACCUCCGAGUACCGGCGGGUGCUCCAGGCCCGCUCUUCCGAGAUCGAGGCCCUGCGCAACGUCAUCGAAUCACUCAACAAGCAGCUGGAGGACAUGGAGGACAGGCAGGGGAAGGAGGUGGCCAAGUACCAGGAGAGAAUUAAUGAGCUGGAGAAGGACAUCGCUGAUGCUAAGCAAGAGAUGGCCCAUUACCUGAGAGAGUACCAAGACCUCCUGAAUGUCAAAAUGGCCCUUGACAUUGAAAUCGCUGCAUACAGGAAGCUCCUGGAGGGCGAGGAGAUAAGGCUGAGCUUCUCCUCCCUGCCUGCCCUCACCUAAACCCCCCACCUUCAAGCCAGACGCGCCCUUGUUCGAAACAAGAGGUCCACCGCAAACUCCCCCUUCUUCUCCACACACUCCGACUCGACUGAGCACAGGACAGCAAAGGGCGCAAGAUCCCCCGAGAGAGCGAGAGCCCAGAGGCAGCACUGCGUCAGCCAGGACACCAGAGCCAAGCCCAUGCACAAUAUCCUUUUGGUAGGGCCCAAAGCUCCUCCGUAAAAGUGUUAAACUCCAGGCUCGAUUUUGAGAUCUGCCCUAGCCAAUUCAGCAAACACUUAACCAACUGUUUGUAAAGGCGGGUGAAAUUCAGUUCAGCCGUGGAUGUUUAGAUUUUACUCAACCUCGCUCAGAUGCAAGGUAUUAAAAGACGUGUACCUUUGAAUUCUACCAACAGGAUAUUGGGCUGUACUGCUGAUCCUAUUGUAUUAAUCAGUAAAUCAGUAUAUGUCUGUUUUGUUCUAAAGAUUCUCUUUCAUUGUGGGCAGUAGAGUACUGUCAUAUUGCUUUUGUCUUCUUUGAUAUUCCAUAUAUGUUGAGCUUCAGUCAGAAGGGGACAUUCGAGUUUACUUUCUCAAUGAAAUCAAAUGUUAAAAUACAAAUGUGAUCAUGGCUAAAUUGUUUUUUUUUUUUUUGUUUUUGUUGUAUUUUUAUUUUUUUUAAGCAGCUACAAUCAAGGCACUAAAUCUAGGUUUCGCUAAGUUGCUUUUGACUGGAGAAGCUCAAAAUAGUAUGAGAAUGUCAGGAAGAAAGUUCAAGCGCCUGUCGACAGAGGUUUGCCUCGUGUAUUGUGACAUCAGACAGAACUCUUCAUUUAGCUGCUUUUGAAUUUUGUUCUUGAUUCUUUUCUGUAAGCCCAUUAAAUGAGAAUAAACUGUAAAACUUCCUAAAACAAAAAUAACAAAAAAAAAUGCCUGGUAACUAAGCUUUCCGCUGUGCCGAUCAUAGAUCUGACCGGUACUUAAAAUCUGUGAAUCUAUAUCAAGUGUGCACCUUUUAAGCCUGAUAUAUCUAUAAGUGCCAGCGACCUGCUGAAUAAAAAUAACAUGGCAUUACUGA